UCCAUUGCCUUCAUAGAUUCAACUUCUGGUUUUGUUUGGUUGGGUUGGGUUCGGAGGAAUGAAAAAGAAAAUGAAAACGAAAGUGGCAUGUUGUUCCGUGUGCCAAACGCGCUACGACGAGGAGGAGCGGGUCCCACUGCUUCUCCAAUGCGGCCAUGGCUUCUGCCGAGACUGCCUUUCUAGAAUGUUCUCCGCUUCAACGGACACCACGCUCACGUGUCCUCCAUGCCGCCACGUGUCCCUCGUCGGAAACUCCGUUUACGCGCUUCCCAAAAACUACCCUGUCCUCGCGCUCCUCCGUUCGCCGUCUUCUAACGCCGUGAGGUCCGUUCUUGACUUCGAUUUCGAUUACACGGACGAAGAAGACGAAGAAGAAGAGGAAGACGGCGGCGUUUUGCGGCGGAGCAGUGCGGCGGCGGUGGUGGCGGCGCACGGGGAAGUGAGGCUGGUGAGGCGGAUUGGGGAGGGGAGGAGGGAGGGCGUGGAGACGUGGACGGCGGUGAUCGGCGGCGGAGGGCGGCAGAGCGGGCGUAAGGUGGCGGUGAAGAAGGUGGACGCGGUGGAGGAGGUGGAGUGGGUGAUGGAGAAGCUUGAGGUUUUGCGAAGGGGCUCAAUGUGGUGUAGGAAUGUGUGCACGUUUCAUGGGGCAAUGAGAGUUGGUGAUAGUUUGUGUAUUGUGAUGGACCGGUGUUAUGGAUCGGUUCAGUCUGAGAUGCAACGCAACGAGGGAAGACUCACUCUGGAGCAAGUAUUAAGAUAUGGAGCUGACAUUACGCGAGGGAUUGCUGAGCUUCAUGCUGCAGGCGUUGUUUGCAUGAAUAUAAAACCAUCCAAUCUUCUUCUCGAUUCAAAUGGCCAUGCAGUGGUUUCUGAUUAUGGACUUGCUGCAAUUCUGAAGAAGCAUUCCUGCUGGAAGGCGCAACCUGAGUGUUAUGCCUCAAAGACCCACUCCUGUAUGGAAUGUACAAUGCUUAGCCCACAUUAUACAGCUCCAGAGGCUUGGGGGGAACCUGUGAAGAAGUCAUUAAAUUUGUUCUGGGAUGAUGCAAUAGGUAUAUCAACAGAGUCUGAUUCAUGGAGUUUUGGCUGUACGCUGGUGGAGAUGUGCACAGGUUUUGUUCCUUGGGCUGGUUUAAGUACAGAGGAAAUUUAUCAAGCAGUUGUCAAGGCGAAGAAACUGCCUCCACAAUAUGCUAGUGUGGUUGGUGGUGGAAUACCUAGUGAUUUGUGGAGGAUGAUUGGAGAGUGCUUGCAGUUUAAACCAUCUAAAAGGCCUAGUUUUAAUGCAAUGUUAACAAUAUUUCUUCGUCAUUUACAGGGAAUACCCCGCAGCCCUCCUGCAAGCCCUGACAAUGACUUCGUUAAAAGCUUUUCAUCAAAUGGGAUGGAGUUGUCCCCUUUGCCUGAAUUAGAAGUUUCUCAGCAAAACCCAUUCCAUCUUCACCAACUUGUUUCUGCGGGGGAUGUCAGAAGUGUUAGGGAUCUUCUUGUCAAGGCUGCAUCAGAUUAUGGCAGCAACUACCUAUCUUCUCUAUUGGAAACUCAAAAUGCUGAAGGACAAACCGCUCUCCACUUGGCUUGUAGACGUGGCAGUACAGAACUUGUUGAGGCUAUUUUGGAGUAUGAAGAGGCAAAUGUUGACGUCUUGGACAAAGAUGGAGAUCCACCUCUUGUUUAUGCAUUAGCUGCAGGAUCCCCGGAAUGUGUUCAUGGUCUUAUUAAAAGAAGUGCUAAUGUGAGGUCACGGUUGAAAGAUGGCUUUGGCCCUUCUGUUGCUCAUGUUUGUGCUUAUCAUGGCCAACCAGAUUGCAUGCAAGAAUUACUAUUAGCUGGAGCUGAUCCUAAUGCAGUGGAUGAUGAAGGUGAAUCUGUACUGCAUAUAGCAGUUGCCAAGAAGUACACUGAGUGCGCUCUUGUGAUACUGGAAAGUGGAGGCAGUAGAUCAAUGGCCAUCUUGAAUUCAAAAAAUAUGACACCGCUACACUUGUGUGUGGCAACAUGGAAUGUUGCCGUUGUAAAAAGAUGGGUGGGAGUUGCAACAUCUGAUGAGCUUGCUGAAUCAAUUGACAUACCGAGCUCUGUGGGCACUGCUUUGUGCAUGGCUGCUGCCUCUAAGAAAGAUCAUGAAAGUGAGGGGAGAGAAUUGGUGCAAAUAUUACUUGCUGCAGGAGCAGAUCCAUAUGCUCAAGAUUCACAGCGCGGGUGGACAGCUUUGCAUAUAGCUGUUAUGACUGAUGAUGUUGAAUUGGUUAAGGUUAUUCUUGCUGCUGGUGUUGAUGUGAACAUUCGCAAUGCGCACAACAGCAUACCACUACACAUAGCCUUAGCUAGGGGAGCUAAGUCAUGUGUUCAACUACUUCUAUCUGUUGGGGCAAAUUGUAGUUUGCAGGAUGAUGAUGGUAACACUUCUUUCCAUAUAGCAGCAGAUACAGCAAAAAGGAUACGUGAAAAUCUUGACUGGCUCAUUGUUAUGCUACGGAAUCCUAAUGCUGAUGUUGUAGUCAGAAACCACAGUGGCAAGACUCUACGUGACAUCUUGGAGGUUCUUCCCCGAGAAUGGAUAUCUGAAGAUCUGUUAGAUGCACUCAUGAACAAAGGAGUUUGUCUCUCUCCUACAAUAUUUGACGUGGGAGACUGGGUGAAGUUUAGAAAAACUUUCAUAGCUCCAACAAAUGGGUGGGCAGGUGAUCGGCAGAAGCUUGUGGGCUUUGUGCAAAAAGUUUCAGACAAGGAUAAUCUCAUUGUUUCAUUUUGUUCUGGAGAGUAUUGUGUUUUGGCAAAUGAAGUUGUAAAAGUCAUUCCAUUAGACAGGGGACAACAUGUUCAGCUUAAAGAGGAUGUGAAAGAGCCCAGGUUUGGUUGGCCGGGGCAGUCGCGUGACAGCAUUGGGACAGUAUUAUGUGUUGAUGAUGAUGGGAUCAUCCGUGUUGGGUUUCCUGGACAAUCCAGAGGAUGGAAAGCGGACCCAGGAGAGUUGGAACGGGUUGAGGAGUUCAAGGUUGGAGACUGGGUUCGUAUUCGCCCUUCUCUUACAUCUACAAAGUAUGGGUUAGGAUCUGUGACACCAGGAAGCACUGGCAUUGUAUAUUGUAUCAGACCAGACAGUAGUUUGUUGAUAGAACUGAGUUAUCUUUCAACUCCAUGGCAUUGUGAACCAGAGGAGGUUGAACAUGUUGUCCCUUUUAGGAUCGAUGAUCAGGUAUGUGUGAAGCGAUCUGUUGCAGAACCUAGAUAUGCUUGGGGGGGUGAGACACAUCAUAGUGUUGGAAAAAUAAGAGAGAUUGAAAGUGAUGGCCUCUUAAUAAUAGAUAUACCAAACCGACCUGUUCCAUGGCAAGCAGAUCCAUCAGAUAUGGAGAAGUUAGAAGAUUUUAAGGUUGGAGAUUGGGUCAGAGUUAAGGCUUCAGUGUCUGCUCCAAGAUAUGGAUGGGAGGAUAUUACAAGAAACAGUAUUGGAGUAAUUCAUAGCUUGGAGGACGAUGGUGAUAUGGGUAUUGCCUUUUGCUUCAGGAAUAAGCUUUUUCCUUGCUCGGUCACUGAUGUGGAGAAAGUUCCCCAUUUUGAGGUGGGGCAAGAAAUUCGUAUGAUUCCAUCUUUGAACCAGCCAAGACUUGGACGGUCAAACGAAUCUCCAGCUACUGUUGGAAAAAUAGUGAGAAUUGAUCUGGAUGGUGCUCUCAAUGUGAGGGUUCCUGGUAGGCGGAGCUUGUGGAAAGUUUCUCCUGGUGAUGUGGAACAACUUCCUGGAUUUGAAGUUGGUGACUGGGUACGCUCAAAACCAAGCCUGGGAAGCAGAUCAAGCUAUGACUUGAGUAGUUUUGGAAGAGAAAGUAUAGCUGUUGUACAUAGUGUACAGGAUUCUGGGUACUUGGAGUUGGCUUGCUGUUUCCGUAAGUUGAAGUCAUGGACUCAUUAUACAGAAGUUGAAAAGGUUCCUGGCUUUAAAGUUGGACAAUAUGUUAGGUUUAGAACUGGUUUGGUGGAACCGAGGUGGGGUUGGAGAGGAGCUCAGCCUGAAUCACGAGGUGUUUUAAUCAGCAUUCAUGCUGAUGGAGAAGUGAAGGUAGCAUUCUUUGGUUUGCCUGAAUUGUGGAGAGGAGAUCCUGCAGACCUGGAAAUUGAGCAGACGUUUGAAGUGGGAGAGUGGGUGAGGUUGAAAGAUAAUGCCAAUGAUUGGAAAUCAAUUGGACCAGGUAGUGUUGGUGUUGUACAAGGCAUAGGACAUGAAGGAGAUGAAGGUAACAGAAGUGCUUAUGUUGCCUUCUGUGGAGAGCAAGAAAGGUGGGUAGGACCAAGUUCCCAUCUUGAAAGAGUUCACAAACUCUUUGUUGGACAGAAGGUUAGAGUUAAACUUAACGUAAAGCAACCAAGAUUUGGUUGGUCAGGGCACACUCAUGAAAGCAUUGGAAUGAUUCAAACCAUCGAUGCUGAUGGAAAGCUUCGAAUAUACACACCAGUGGGAUCAAAAGCAUGGAUGUUGGACCCAUCAGAAGUGGAGGCGGUUGAACAGAAGGAACUCUGUAUUGGAGACUGGGUCAAGGUUAAAGCAUCAGUUUCAACCCCAACUCACCAGUGGGGAGAAGUGACUCAUUCAAGCAUAGGAGUGGUGCAUCGGAUGGAAAAUGAGGAUCUGUGGGUGACUUUCUGUUUUAUGGAGAGGUUAUGGCUUUGUAAGGCAGGGGAAAUGGAACAGGUUAGGCCAUUUAAAGUGGGAGACAAUGUUAGGAUCAAAGAUGGAUUGGUGACCCCACGUUGGGGAUGGGGAAUGGAGACACAUGCCAGUAAGGGACGGGUGGUAGGAGUAGAUGCAAAUGGCAAGCUAAGAAUAAAGUUUCAGUGGAGGGAAGGGAGACCCUGGGUAGGAGACCCUUCUGAUAUUGUCCUUGAUCAGGAUUGAUAUGGUGCACGUGCAUAGGAAGAUCAUUAGAAUUUGUUUCAUAAUUUGAUUCUCACUGAGCCCAGAAAUGGUUCCUUGGAACUAUAUGUGCUGUGUUAUGAGGAUGGAAUACGGAUCAACCAUAUUUAUUCAUGUUAAUAAACAGACUGAAAGGAUUGAAGUGGUUUGCUUAGUUCAUAACUUAUGUAAAUUAUAGUUCUAGAUUGAGGUAUAUAGACAUUUUGCUUAUAUUGUAAAAAUUACACUCCACAGUCAAUUCUUCUUUUCUAACUCAACUUUAUUGUAAAGUUGGAUAAUUCUUGAAUGGAAUUUGUUC
Molecule: messenger RNA, 5213 nt
Organism: Abrus precatorius (Indian licorice)
Lineage: Eukaryota; Viridiplantae; Streptophyta; Magnoliopsida; Fabales; Fabaceae
Product: E3 ubiquitin-protein ligase KEG-like
Exons: 16
Coding region: 59-4897 (1612 amino acids)
Biological process (GO): protein ubiquitination; abscisic acid-activated signaling pathway; late endosome to vacuole transport
Cellular component (GO): trans-Golgi network; early endosome
Molecular function (GO): ATP binding; protein kinase activity; protein binding
Source: RefSeq, a predicted model, not a curated record